Messenger RNA from Penicillium bovifimosum, 933 nucleotides. RefSeq names its product Glucose/ribitol dehydrogenase. The record is from RefSeq and is a predicted model, not a curated record. Gene Ontology annotation, molecular function: oxidoreductase activity, acting on the CH-OH group of donors, NAD or NADP as acceptor. The transcript has a single exon. NCBI's taxonomy places the organism in Eukaryota, Fungi, Ascomycota, Eurotiomycetes, Eurotiales, Aspergillaceae. Bases 1 to 933 code for a protein of 310 amino acids.
AUGUCUGCCAAUACCGGAGCAGAGGCGGUUGAAGACGAGCGAGCCUCGCUUACUUCCCGAGUUAUUCCUGUGAUGACAUUUUCAGAGGGAUCUAAUCCACUCACUCGGCCCCUCCCGCCUCUACCCUCCUCCACAAUACCCCUCGCAAGAGCAGCAGCCCGAUUCCAAGUCGAGGGGAAAGCCAUAAUCACUGGUGGUGCCGGAGCAUUAGGCCUCAUCUCGGCACAAGCUCUUCUGGAACAUGGUCUCUCAGCAUUGUGUAUCAUGGAUCUCCCCAGGACUCUCGAAACAUCCAACGAAGAAAUCCAAUCACUGGCAGUGAAGUUUCCAUCGGCAAACAUCACCAAGAUCGCCCUGGACGUGACAUCAAUGGACUCUAUCGAAACGGCAUUUGAGCAAGCAUUUCAGAGCAUGGGAGGCGUCGACAUUCUCUGUUGUUUCGCCGGAGUCGUGAGCUCCCAACACUCCCUCUCGGUGGCACCGGACCAAUUCAACAAAGUGUUGGACGUGAAUCUGAACGGAUCCUUCUUCUGUGCUCAGGCAGCAGCAAAGCGCAUGGUAGCUUCUGGAAAAGGAGGCUCUAUCCUGUUGACUGCAUCGAUAUCCGCCCAUUGUACCAACUUCCCUCAGCCGCAAGCUGCUUACAAUGCCAGCAAGGCUGGUGUCGCGCAUCUGACCCGCAGCUUGGCUGCGGAGUGGGCUGUUCAUGGGAUUCGAGUGAAUAGUAUCAGUCCUGGGUAUAUGGAUACUAUUCUCAAUGCCGGAGAUGGGUUGGCGGCUGCCAGGGAGAUUUGGGACUCUCGGUGCCCUAUGGGUCGGAUGGGGGAUCCUGAGGAGAUUACCGGGGCUGUGGUGCUUCUGUGUAGCCGGCGUGGGGGACGAUUCAUCACUGGUGCUGAUAUUGUUAUUGAUGGAGGAACUUUGGCUCUGUGA